This is a messenger RNA of Scomber scombrus (Atlantic mackerel), 7926 nucleotides long. It is a transcript of the gene plekhm2, whose product is annotated as pleckstrin homology domain containing, family M (with RUN domain) member 2. Gene Ontology annotation, biological process: Golgi organization; regulation of protein localization; positive regulation of membrane tubulation. The transcript is spliced from 20 exons. Gene Ontology annotation, molecular function: kinesin binding. The record is from RefSeq and is a predicted model, not a curated record. Lineage: Eukaryota; Metazoa; Chordata; Actinopteri; Scombriformes; Scombridae. Gene Ontology annotation, cellular component: endosome membrane. Bases 468 to 3557 code for a protein of 1029 amino acids.
ACUUCAAUCAAAUUAACUGAAUGUCGCUGCUAGGUAAAAUAUGCGAAAAGGUAACUGAAAGUAGUUAACAAUAGCGAACUAGCGGUAAGAAACGGAAAGUAUGAUAAACAAAUGUAGGCUAAAACUAAUGAAUGGUUGGAUUCCUGAAACUUGCUAGCCACCCUCAGCCAGUCCGCCGUUAAAAAAAAAGAAAAGUCAAGUGGCUACUCGAAGCAAAGCAACAUCACUUGGCUAACUGCUAACCGUGUCCGUCGCUAGAGGUUGACCUAGCACACCGCUUACUAGCCAUAACCUGACAGUUGUUUAUUGACACUGCUGUCAUAUAUUCCGUGUCAAAUUGACAGCCGAAGUCGUGUCGUUAGUUUAGAAGACAACUGCCUUUUGAGCGCAAGAUGUUAGCUAGCUAAGGCGGCGUUAGCUUUAGCAAAACAAGAGCUCUGCUUUGGGAGUCAGCUGACAGACCAGUGAUGGAUCAACUCAAAGUGAAGGACCGCAUAUUGGAAAACAUCUCCCUGUCCGUCAAGAAGUUGCAGAGUUACUUUGCAGCCUGUGAGGAUGAGACUCCAGCCAUCCGAAAUCAUGACCGCGUCCUGCAGCGUCUCUGUGAACACCUUGACCAUGCUCUGCUGUAUGGGCUGCAGGACAUCUCUUCAGGCUACUGGGUCCUGGUGCUUCACUUCACCAGGAGAGAGGCUGUCCGUCAGAUAGAUGAGCUUCAACACAUAGCAACCAACCUCGGUCGAAGUCGGGCAUGGUUGUACCUGGCAUUGAGCGAGAGCUCUUUAGAGAGCUACCUGCGGCUCUUCCAGGAGAACCAAGGAUUACUACAGAAGUAUUACUUCAAGAAUGCGCUGGUCUGUAGCCACGACCACCUCACACUCUUCCUCACAAUAGUGUCAGGCCUGGAGUUCAUUCGCUUUGAUCUGGAGCUGGAUGUACCCUAUCUGGACGUGGCCCCAUACAUGCCAGAAUACUACAAACCCCAGAACCUGCUGGACUUUGAGGAAAGGCUGCCAAGCUCUGACAGCUUGUCCCUGCAUUCCUUCACCUCCCUCACCUCCACCAACCUGGAGUGGGAUGACAGUGCCAUAGCCCCCUCAAGUGAAGAUUAUGAUUUCGGUGACAUCUUCCCCGUGUUGCAGUCAAUGCCAAGUGCAGACUGGGAAGAGGGUGACCUGACCGACCAGGCCAGCUGCCCGCGAUCCAGUGGCUCUGACCCCCAGACGGUCAUCAGCGACACAGUGGUCCUUUCUGCCGGCACCAUCAAGGUGAAGGUAGCUCAUGUUUCUCCACACAGUCCCACAUCUAGAUACAACCCCUUCAACGAGGACUCGGACACUAACACCACCAACACCUCAGCCGAUGUCACGCCAGUUCAUGUAGCCAGCUGUUACAAUACCGUCAUUACUGGAGAUGACACAGAGAGCACUAACAAUGAGCUGGAAGUCAUAAGGAUGGCCAGACGAAGGAAACCAGCCAAGAAGCGACGUGGAAAGGGCUCCACAGAUUCCAGCAGCAGCAUCCACAACUCAGUCUCCUCUGAGCAUAUGGAAAUGGACAACAGCCUCCAGGGCUCAGAUGAUGUAGAUUCUUUAAACUGCACAGUAAUUCAUCUUGACACUGAAGGAGAAUUGAGGAGAAGCAGGGCGGGAACUGAGGUUGUGGAGGAAGGGGAUGAAGACGGACUAGAAGGCCUGCUACGGCUCCCUGAGAUGACAGACACCUCCAUGGAUAACGUGGGCCAACCCCUCCGUGAUGUCAUGGACCGGCUCAACGGUGUUCUGGAUAAGGAAGAAGCCUGGGAUCACCCAGAGGAGGAGGAGGAGGAAAAUAGCAAAGGCUGUGAUCAGCGCUCCGAGCCUCCUGCACAGCAGCCCUUUCGAGAGGAUUCAGGCGGCAAGCCACCUGACCCAGCCUCACGGGAGACCCCUCUGGCCACAAGCCCCGACAUCCUGCAGGCCUCUCCCGCGUCAACAGACUUAUGCUGCUUUACCCCCAACAGUCCAGACUCUGCUCCCACGGGUGGUGGCCACCAUGACUCUACAGAGCAUAGCAAGUCGCAAACUCUUUCAGGUGGCCAUGAUGAUGAAGGAAAGGCAAAAGCGCCAGCAGGACAGGAGUCCAACAUGAAGAACGGAGGAAAUGACGUACAAGAAGGAGAGGAAACGGACACGAAUGCACUUACUGCUGAGGAGGCAGAAGAGCUACUACAAGAAGAGAAGCUUAGUCCGUCAGAAAAUUCUCAUCCUGCAGAGUUUAAGGUGGAUAACAAUCACUUGCUUCUUCUGAUGAUCCAUGUAUUCAGAGAGAAUGAGGAGCAGCUCUUCAAGAUGGCAAGGAUGAGUACCGGCCAUAUGGAGGGAGACCUGCAGCCCCUUUACCUGCUGCUGACUGACUGUUACAUCUAUCUGCUUAGGAAAGGUGCGGCAGAGAAGCCUUACACAGUAGAAGAUGCUGUUUCUUAUAAUGAGCUGGACUAUCUCUCAGUCGGCCUUGACCAACAGACAGUGACGGUUGUUUGCACCAAUAGACGAAGAAAAUUCCUGUUGGACACGGCUGAUGCCUCGCUGACUGUCUGGUUCCUGUCUAAUCUUAAGUCAGCCAUGGUUAAGGGUUGUCGUGAGCCUCCGUAUCCCUCCGUGCUGACUGAUGCCACCAUGGAAAAACUUGCUCUCACUAAGUUUGUCUCCCAGGAAUCUAACUGUGAGGUAUACGAAGUGUCUAUCCACCUGUAUUCACUGGUCCACUGGGAGGAUCCUAUGGACAUGAGUUUGUCACCCCAGGGUGUCCCAAGCUCUAGAUUAUCGUCCAGCACCAAGGAGGGGACUGUACAUUACCGGGCGGGAAACUCCUACCUGGGUAAAGAGCUGUGGAAAAGCUGCUACCUCGUCCUCAGCAAUGGGAUUCUGUACUUGUAUGCAGAAAAAAUUGAUGUGGCACCCGUACUGUCAGUCACCAUGGGAGGAGAGCAUUGUGGAGGCUGCCGUCGCUCAAACAGCACAGAGCGUCCCCAUGCCUUCCAAGUCAUCCUGACAGAGCGCCCCCCACUGGAGCUCAGCGCCGACAAUGAACAGGACAUGGCCGACUGGAUGCUGGUGCUCUGCCAGUCUGUCUCCAAAGGGGUCAUCCCUCAGGGUGUGGCGCCCACCCCUUGUAUCCCAUGUUGCCUGGUUGUGACAGACAGGAAGCUGCUAACUUGCCAUCAGGACUGUCAGACCAGCUUCUUCCGUUCACUGGGCAGCGCUGAUAUCUCUGACGUCACCACUGUCUGCGUGGAGGCUAACAAGGAAUACUGUGUCAUUGAGUUUGCAGCUGAUCGCUCUCAGUUCCUCCCUCCAUGGGUCUUGUAUUUCAGUGGAUGUGAAGAGAGAGAUCGAUUGCUGGAGGUGUUGGACAACACAUGGAAAGCCAUUUUCCAGGUUGACCUUCCCCACAAUGAGAUAUCAGAUCCAUCGGUGCAGAAGCGUUGUAGUGAGGCCCUCGCCCUGAUGAAGAGCGCCUGGCAGCGGGCAGACAGUCUGGCCCGUGGCAGAGCCCAGCGUGAGCCCUGGUGCUGACAUCACACACUAACCUGUGGGUAGCCACUGACACAGACUGAUAGUGAGACAGUCUAAUUUAGUUCUGGCAUACAUGGAUUUAACUCUGUUACUGGGUACAGUUGAGACCUCUAACUUGAAAGACUGAGAAACUAAUGGGAUAUGGUUACUGGUUGUUGUACCACAGCGGUAAACCGGUGACGCACCUCUAAUUCACUGAUUAAGUGUUUCUAUUAAAGAAACAUCUGUAGGAGUAACAAUGCAUAUGGAAAAUCCCAACAGAGUGAUGCAUCAGUAAGAUGUUCUCACAUGAAACGAAGUGAAUUAAACCUCCAUCACAAAGUUACAACAGAUUUUAUAUAUGUAGAAAUAACUGCAAUAUAGAAAAAAUAUGCUGAAUCACUGGUUGACCUUUAGUGACAAAUGGUGGUAUUUCGGCUGGUUUCGGGGAAGCUUCGGUGUCACAUGAUGUGAUGUGUAUUUUCCUGCUAAAUUGAGUCAUUGUUUUAAAAUGAGCACUGAAAUAGAGAUUUCCUCUUCUAACUGUUGACUCUGAGGUGAAGACAGGACUGAGAAUGAUAAAACCACAUUGAGGAACCUGAAUGAAGACAUGGAUUUAAAGUUAGAUAAGGAUCCCACAGCUUCCCUGCACAGUGACAUAAAAUAAUUAUUCAUGAUUUCAAUCUGUAUUCUUGUGGUGUGUAUAUAUAGCGAAAGCCAUAUAUGAAGGGGGGAAGCAGCUGCUUGUUUGCGAUGUGGAAAAGUUCACUACUUGUCUUGCACAAAACAAAAACUGAAAAAAAUCAGUAAUGCUUACUGUGGCUCGUACAACUAUGUGCAGAUAAAACUCACUCCUUGCUUUCUAAGAGUUCCAAAAUAUUCUGCUGAACUUUAACUGUGGUACAAUUAUAGAGCAAGUGGGCGCUGUAAUCACUAAUGGGUUUGGAUGUGUCGGAUAUUUGGUUUUGGUUUGGCGAAGGUCACGUACUGAACCUCUACACUGAAUUAUUAUAACUUUGUUUUUUCCUGAGAGGAUGGGGAUAUCAAUAUGAAGUGUGUGUGUGUGCGUGUACAUUCACGUUCACACACGCAUACAGUUGUAGUUGGAAGUUUACAUACACCUUUAAACAAUUUCACAAUUCCUGACAUGUAAUCCUAAUAAACAUUCCCUCUCUUAGGUCAGUUAGGAUCUCUACUUUAUUUUAAGAAUGUAAAAUGUCAGAAUUAUUUAUUUCAGCUUUUUCUUUCAACACGUUCCCAGUGGGUCAGAAGUUUUCUAUUUGGUAGCAUUGCCUUUUAAUUGGGUCGAACAUGUCUGAUAGCCUUCCACAAUCUUCUCACAAUGAGCUACUGGACCUCUGGCUUGUUCCUCCUAACAGAACUGGUUUAACUGAGUCAGGUUUGUUCGUCCUUGCCCGCACACUUUUUUCAAUAUAUCCUCUUAAUUGUCCUUCAUCAUGAUGUCGUCUAUUUGGCGGACUGCACUAGCCCUACCUGCAGCAAAGCACAACAUGAUGCUGCCACACCAGUGCAUCAGAGUUUGGAUGAUGUUCUUUGGCUUACAAACCUCUCCCUUUAUCCUCCAAACAUAACGAUGAUCAUUAUGGUCAAACGGUUCCAUUUUUGUUUCAACAGACCAGAGGACAUUUUUCAAAAAACUAAGAUCUUUGUACCCUUGUGCAAAUUGUAGUCUGGUUUUGCUAGCAGCGUUUGAGGUUAUGUCAUUAUAGGAAUUGUUUUACUGUGGAUAUAGACACAUUUGUAACUGUUUCCUGCAGUACCCUCAUAAGGCCCUUUGCUGUUGUUCUGUGAACUUUUUUUGAACUUUUUGCACCAAAGAACGCCCAUCUCUAAGAGACAGCGUGUCUCCGUCCUGAACGGUUUGAUGGCUGCAGGGUCCCAUGGUGUUUAUACAUGUCUACUUUUUUUUGUGCAAAUGAACGUGGUACCUUCAGGUGAUGGGAAAUAACUCCCAAACCAAACUUGCAGAGGUCCACAUUUUCCUGGAUUAUUUUCUUUGAUUUCCCUGCUAUGUCAAGCAUAGAGAUGAUGAGCUAGAAGCUGUUUAAAAGCAUUGUCAACUUAGUGUAAGCAAACUUCUGACCCACUGGAAUUGUGAUAUAGUGAAUUACAAGUGAAAUAAUCUGUCUGUAAAUGAUUGUUGGGAAAAUUACUUGUUUCAUGCACAACAUAUAUGUCCUAACAGAGCUGCCAAAACAAUAGUUUGUUAACAUGAAAUCUGUGGAAUGGUUAAAAAAUGAGUUUACCUAAGUGUAUGUAAAUUUCCGACUUCAACCGAAUGUAUUUCUCUCUUGCACUGUUACAUGACAUGCUCAUGCUCGUUUCCUCGAUCUGAGAUCUCGCUUUACCAAUUUAAAUGUUGUCAUGAAUUCUAUCAGGAAAUGCAACAGACUUGCCUUCUUCUCCACUGUGUAGAGACGAGUGGAGGCUUCCAUGCAGACUUGCACAUUGUUUCGCUGUUUGUCUUUUUUGAAUGGGGUCAGUUGUUGUGGUUUUAUGUUAAUAUCUUUUUUUUUUUUUUUUUGUCCAUUUCCAUUUUAGAGAAAGUGGGAACAACUGUAACUAAAUUAUUCAGCGUGGUGAAUAAUUGGAGUGGUGGCAAAAAAUAUUUUCUUGGUAUAUAGAUGUUUGUGUGUCUGCAUUAGCAGAAGUAUACUUCCCCAGUAGUGUGGAUAGUUAGAGAAGAAUUAUGGUCUGUGUGAAAAAACAAACAGCAAAGCAUUAACAAAGGAGAGCUACCAGUUGUUUUAGCUGCUCCAUUAUAUUUUGCACCAGCGGUUGGUGGCAUCAUACUGUACUGCACAGUAAGAUCCAGCCACUCCACUAAAUUAGAUCAUGCCAUUAGCUGUCAUAUAGUGGUAUAGGACCAUGUUUGAGGUUUAUAAUACCUUUUAUAUAGCCUUUCAACUUAGAGCAAGUAUAGCAUCUGUUCAUAACAGAUGAAAGCUUUUGAAUGACCUGUAAUAUCAUAUAAUAAUAUGCUUUAUUUGGAGAAAGAAUAAGAAUUAGAAAGCAAACACUUUUUGGUUUCCCUACUGUUUUGGUCAGUAGAUGGAAAUGCAUGCGUCCUUGACAUUAAUGCUGAUUAAUCUACUGCAGUGUGUAACUGCAGUAACUGCAUUGCAAGGCUCAAAUAAGUGUGAGUUUUCUUUUGCAAGGACAAUAUUGCCUUUAUGACAACCUUGACUAAAUCGGAUGAUAUGGCCAAUUCGUUUAAACUAAAUGAAUCACCUUUUCUUUCUUUUUUUCCUUUUUGUAGUUGCCUUACAGCGUAUAAUGUGGCUGACUUUAUUCGAAUUCUUAAAACAAUCAUCAAUGUUCAUGUUGUGGUUCUGGUUUCUUUUGUGAGACAAGUCAAAAUACGUGCUGUACGUAGGUUUAAGUAUCAAACAAACACAGAAGUAAUGGCAGUCAUGUACAAAAAUUCAGGUUUUGAAUUCAUACCAGUCUCAAAAACUUUCAAACAAUACCAAGAACCAAACAUAUGUCACAUAUAUGUAUGUUUGUAUAAAUGUAUGUCUCUCUCGGCUACACUGUAAUACUCUUGUCAGCAUUAAUCAGUGCUUUAAGCCUUUUCUAAGUGCCACUUGGUCUCACUUAUCUUCUGUUCCUUUACAAAGAAAUCUAAUCUCAGGUGAAAAAGGUACUUCACAUCCAAAACCUUAAAAAUCACCAUGCGGUUUUUUUAAUAUUACUGCUGUUUUGUCUAAUUCAUCUUUUUUUUUUUUAAAUCCCUGUUUUUUGGUUCCUUGCAUGCGCCAUGGAACAUUAAGUUAUUUUGCGCACAGAGAGGAGGCUGCAAAGUGAUAUUAAAUGGUGGAAAAGGUUUUUACCUAAAAGUCCUUUAAUAAUUCAGUAGAUUUCCAAACAUGAUUUGAUGGCUGAGGAGUUGGAAUCGUUUCCCUCACUGAUUACUGAAGGGCUUUUUGACCCGGGAGAGCACAGUUGCAAUAGUUGGACUUACUUGAAAUGUUUGUUGGAUUAUCAAAAAAAAGAAGACAUUUACUGCUUGGAGGAGUUAUGGCCCUUGAAGUGUAUAUAAAGGAAAAAGUCAAAGUUAGUCUUUCUGAGCAGUGUUUUGAAUGUGGGACAUUGCUGGCCAAUGAUGGAUGACAUCUUUUAAGCGAUGCAUUUGAAAAAAAGAAGCACUCUUUGAUUUUUGUUCAUAAAUGUAUACUGCAUGUAAUAUUUGUAUUAUGUUUAGCAGUUUUAUUGAAUUGUAAAUAGAGCACUAAUCAAAUUUAACUCACACUCACACAUACAGACGUGCAUGUCCGGAGGAUUUUAUACAGUUCAUAAUGGUAAUACAUGUACAAAAAAACCUUUGUGAAAUGGAUGGCAUAACUGAAUAAAUUGAAAUGAAACCUUG